ACAGUGACCUGUUUGUGGAUAUGUGCGCGCGCGCGCGUGAUUAAUCUAUGUCUUUCUGUUGAAGAUGAUGUGGGCUUUCUUGCAGAUUGUAAAGGUAGGUCACAGGUGGGACUUCGCCAUCGUCCUGUGGUGCUCAGCAAGUACUUCGAACCAGAUGCCUUCAAUGCCGGAAGAGCCCUUGUUGGCUCCAAACCCAGGUCGGUUCUGCAUGUUCCCCAUUCAGUACCCGCAGAUUUGGGAAAUGUACAAGAAGGCUGAGGCCUCCUUCUGGACCGCCGAGGAGGUCGAUCUCUCCCAGGACCUCCGCCACUGGGACGCACUCACCGGCGACGAAAGGCACUUCAUUAGUCACGUCCUCGCCUUCUUCGCUGCCUCCGACGGUAUCGUCCUCGAGAACCUCGCCGGAAGGUUCAUGAAGGAGGUUCAGGUCGCCGAGGCCCGCGCCUUCUACGGCUUUCAGAUCGCCAUCGAGAACAUCCACUCGGAGAUGUACAGCCUCCUCCUCGAAUCCUACAUCAGGGAUCCAAACGAAAAGAACAACCUCUUCCACGCAAUCGAUACCGUCCCCUGCGUCGCCAAGAAGGCCGAUUGGGCCCUCCGGUGGAUAGACAGCUCGGAAUCGUUCGCUGAGCGUAUCCUCGCCUUCGCCUGCGUCGAGGGUAUCUUCUUUUCCGGCAGCUUCUGCGCCAUAUUUUGGCUGAAGAAGCGCGGGUUGAUGCCAGGGUUGACUUUCUCGAACGAGCUAAUCUCCCGCGACGAAGGCUUACACUGCGAUUUCGCGUGUUUGCUGUACGGGUUACUGAGGUCGAAGUUGAGUGAGGAGCGAGUCAAGGGAAUCGUCGCUGAUGCAGUGAACAUAGAGCGGGAGUUCGUGUGCGACGCGUUACCUUGCGCCCUCGUGGGGAUGAACGGUGAUCUGAUGAGCCAAUACAUCGAGUUUGUGGCUGAUCGGCUUCUGGGUGCAUUGGGAUACAGCAAAAUCUACAACGUCCCAAACCCGUUUGAUUGGAUGGAGCUGAUCUCUCUGCAAGGAAAGACCAAUUUUUUCGAGAAGAGGGUCGGGGAGUACCAGAAGGCUUCGGUGAUGUCGAGCUUGAACGGGAAUGGAGGAACUCAUGUGUUUAAAAUGGACGAAGAUUUCUAAUUUUCUGAUUUAGGAUACUGUGGAACCCUGUGUACCUUAUUUUAGUAUGCUCGUUAGACUUGUUGAUUCUCUAUCAUCUAGACAUUAUGGUUUGGUCCACGCUGUUAUGUUUACUGGAUUCAAAUUUUGAACCCCUUGACUGUGUUGUGGAGGAUUCUCCACUGAAAUAUUGGCUUAAGUUGAUCAGAUUAUAAAAUAUGCACAGUGCAUAAUUGCAUAUGAAA
This is a messenger RNA of Malania oleifera, 1368 nucleotides long. RefSeq names its product ribonucleoside-diphosphate reductase small chain-like. Gene Ontology annotation, biological process: deoxyribonucleotide biosynthetic process. Bases 65 to 1144 code for a protein of 359 amino acids. Gene Ontology annotation, molecular function: oxidoreductase activity. NCBI's taxonomy places the organism in Eukaryota, Viridiplantae, Streptophyta, Magnoliopsida, Santalales, Ximeniaceae. The record is from RefSeq and is a predicted model, not a curated record. The transcript is spliced from 2 exons.